This is a messenger RNA of Anoplophora glabripennis (Asian longhorned beetle), 1505 nucleotides long. RefSeq names its product peptidyl-prolyl cis-trans isomerase CWC27 homolog. The record is from RefSeq and is a predicted model, not a curated record. Gene Ontology annotation, cellular component: catalytic step 2 spliceosome. Gene Ontology annotation, biological process: protein peptidyl-prolyl isomerization; protein folding. NCBI's taxonomy places the organism in Eukaryota, Metazoa, Arthropoda, Insecta, Coleoptera, Cerambycidae. Gene Ontology annotation, molecular function: peptidyl-prolyl cis-trans isomerase activity. Bases 75 to 1451 code for a protein of 458 amino acids. The transcript is spliced from 6 exons.
UUUAUUUUAGAUUAAAUAAUUUAUUGUAAAGAAAACAAGAAAUACCAUAAGAAACGAGCACAAAAUAAAAUACUAUGAGUAAUGUUUAUAUAUUGGAGCCCCAGACCUCCGGAAAGGUUUUACUGAAAACAACAGUGGGAGAUAUUGACAUAGAACUCUGGGCAAAAGAAACACCAAAAACAUGUAGAAAUUUCAUACAGCUCUGUUUAGAAGGUUAUUAUAACGAUACGAUUUUUCACAGAGUGGUAAAAGGUUUUAUUGUGCAAGGAGGAGAUCCAAAUGGGGAUGGUACAGGAGGCGAAUCUAUUUAUGGAGAACCAUUUAAAGAUGAAUUUCAUCAACGACUUCGGUUCUCCAGGAGGGGUUUGCUGGCUAUGGCAAAUUCAGAUAAGGAUGAUAAUGGAUCUCAAUUUUUUUUUACUCUUGGCCCUACACCCGAGUUGCAAAAUAAACACUCUUUAUUUGGAAAAGUUACUGGAGACACUUUAUUCAAUAUGCUUAAACUUGAAGAUGGGCUAAUUGAGGAUGAAAGACCAGUUUAUCCACAUAAAAUUUUAAAAACUGAGGUUUUACAUAACCCUUUUUCUGAUAUAGAACCCCGCGUAAAAGAUAUAGAAGUCAAGGAGAAGAAAAAAAAAGAGAAAAAGGCUGGUGUAAAGAAUUUCAAGUUGCUUUCUUUUGGUGAGGAAGCCGAAGAAGAUGAAGAAGAAUCAACAAGAGAAAAUGAAAAAUAUAUAAAAAAAGGAAAAUCAACUCACGAUGUCUUAGAUGAUCCAAAAUUAAGUUCACAAACUGAAAUUCCUUCUUCGGACAAAGAAGAUGAAGAAACGGAAAAUCCUGAAGAACAACUAGAAAAUAUUAGAAAAAAAUUGAAAACUACUCAUAAGAAACAUAACGUUUCAUCUGUACCCGUAUCUAGUAAAGACGAUGACGAAGAUCUUGAAUACUACUUACAUAAAGAUAGGGACUUGGAACGGAAAAAGAAAAUGGAAGAGAUUAAACAGGAAAUACAGAGCCUUAAAAAAGACUACCACAAGAAUAAACUAAAAAAAGAAGAAAUCAAAACACAGGAAGUCAAAGAAGAGGAAGUCAAAAGUGAAACAUUCAAAGCUUACAAAGAGGAGUAUGAUAAAUAUAAAAACAAAAAAGAGCAGUUACCCAAAAAAGGAUCAGGCAGAGAAAAAUUUACUUUGGAUUUAUUAGAGAAGUUCAAAAAAAAGUUGCACUCUGCUAAAGAAAAAGAACCUGAAGAAAGGGAAGAAGAAAAAAAGGAUGAUGAUAUCGAUAAUGAAGAAACAUGGUUGUCUCACAAACUGAAGUUCCAGGAUGACAAUCCAACUUUGGCAAAGGACGCAAAUACAAAAGAUGAUGACUGGUUUGAAAUUUACGAUCCCAGAAAUCCUUUAAAUAAAAGGAGACGUGGAGAAAACACAGCAAAAUCAAAAAAAUGAAAAUUUAUAUCUGUAUAUAGCAAGGUGUAAAUAAAAAUUUCUGUUUUUCAAAUU